AUGGUCCAGACGGUUUCCCAGCAGAUGAAUGUCGAGACCGACAUCAUCACUUUAACACGCUUUAUUCUUGAGGAACAACAAAAGUUCGCCCCCACAGCCACGGGUGAGUUGUCGCUUCUUUUGAACUCGCUUCAGUUUGCAUUCAAAUUCAUUGCCCACAACAUCAGAAGAGCAGAAUUGGUCAAUCUUAUUGGAAUUUCCGGAACCGCCAACACCACCGGUGACGUGCAGAAGAAGUUGGACGUGAUUGGUGACGAGAUCUUCAUCAAUGCAAUGAAAUCGAGUGGUAACGUGAAGGUGCUUGUAUCUGAAGAACAAGAAGACCUCAUUGUCUUUGAAGGUGGUGGCCGUUACGCCGUGUGCACCGACCCAAUUGAUGGUUCGUCUAACAUUGACGCUGGUGUUUCUGUCGGUACGAUUUUUGGUGUCUAUCGCUUGAGAGACGAUUCCACAGGCUCUAUCAAGGACGUUUUGAGAAAGGGUACUGAUAUGGUGGCGGCCGGCUACACCAUGUACGGUGCUUCUGCCCACCUCAUGUUGACCACAGGCAGAGGUGUCCACGGUUUCACCUUGGACACCCAGUUGGGCGAGUUCAUCUUGACGCAGCCAAACUUGAAGAUCCCCCACUCGAGAGCCAUCUACUCUGUCAACGAAGGUAACUCGUACUACUGGCCAGAAUACGUGAAGAAGUACAUUGCUGACUUGAAGGAGCCCCAGGAGGAGUUGAAAGGAAAACCAUACUCGGCUCGUUACAUUGGGUCGAUGGUGGCUGAUAUUCACAGAACGCUCUUGUACGGCGGUAUUUUCGCGUACCCAGCCGACUCGAAGCUGAAGAACGGGAAGUUGAGAGUUUUGUACGAGUGUUUCCCCAUGGCGAUGUUGAUGGAGCAGGCUGGAGGUUCUGCCGUUAAUGACAAGGGAGAGCGCAUCUUGGAUAUCUUGCCCAAGGGCAUCCACGACAAAUCGGGUAUUUGGUUGGGAUCCAAGGGCGAGGUUGACCGUUUUUUGAAGUAUCUCCCAUAA
This is a messenger RNA of Candidozyma auris, 1023 nucleotides long. It is a transcript of the gene FBP1, whose product is annotated as fructose 1,6-bisphosphate 1-phosphatase. Gene Ontology annotation, biological process: fructose metabolic process; sucrose biosynthetic process; fructose 6-phosphate metabolic process. Gene Ontology annotation, cellular component: cytosol; cytoplasm. Lineage: Eukaryota; Fungi; Ascomycota; Pichiomycetes; Serinales; Metschnikowiaceae. Gene Ontology annotation, molecular function: fructose 1,6-bisphosphate 1-phosphatase activity. The transcript has a single exon. The record is from RefSeq and is a predicted model, not a curated record. The coding region runs from base 1 to 1023 and encodes 340 amino acids.